ACAAGUAUAACUGAGCCACAAACAUACAUACAUAUGUACGUAUACAUUGUAUUAUAAUUUAUAGCAACUUGUUUUCAAAGUCAUUACGUGACGCGAACGCCGCAUUACAAAUUGUGCAUUUUAAAUCAAGCUAAGGCUACCAUCAAGUUCCCAAGUGCAACACUGAGCUCAACGUUUUAUGUGCAAUUUUUGGGCUUUUCUUGAGCCUCUACUGCACUUCGCAUACAAAACUCGCAUGUCCGCAGCCCACUUUUGUGCAGACGACAUGCAAAAAACAAAGCAAACGUUUCUUUUGAUGCUAAUUUUGGCAUUGAGUCUGAACGAGGCACCGACUGCGGACGCAAGGCGCUUGCGAAAAAAGCCGAAGGUUUACAAUGCUCUAAUAACCACUGAUGACAAUUUGACUUCAAGCCGUGCGUAUCCUCUAAUACAGCCCACAAUUCACGAGGCAGGAUAUACGCCUUUUGGGCCCUACAAUCCAUACGCCUUUUACAGUCCGCCCUCAGUAAGGUUUGGCCAGCCCCUUGUUCCGGGUCUGACACCUAAUGAGCGGCUGCCUUAUCCUAUAACACAGGGAAAGGAAUUUACACCGAGCUAUGAAACUUUAGAUCCCAACGAUCCAAGUGAAGUGCCUCUCGGGCAGCGUCUACCCAGUGUCGAUCCAAAUAAGCGUCAGCCGGUUACUAGUUCUAAUUCUGACAUCAAGGACAUAACCAAAGAACACCUGCCUUUGCAAUUAAACCAUCAGGGUCUGCCACCAAUGCUCAUACCAGUGUCUUCCCAAUACUCUAACAACAACACUCCCAUUCACUUGCCAUCCUAUCCGUACAGUCAAUAUCCCGUCAUUUACGACAACACGGGAUAUCCUUACCGUCGGGAGCAAUACUUGCCCCCUUUUGAGCAGUACCCGAGCCAUGGUUAUGUAAAUUCAGCACAGACUAAGCCGCAACAGCAGGCACAUCAAUCAGAUAAAAAGCAACACAUACAAUCAGAGAUGCAGCCACUAGUGUCGUUACCCUUGGAUAACUUUACCCAGAUACCGAGCUUUGAAGAUAUUAUAAAUGGUUCGGAAAGCAAAAACAGCGCUGUACCUGACGUUCCUCCACCGCCGAUACCUUCCGGUCCGAAACGUUUCAAGCCAAUGGAAAAAUAAAAUAAAUUAAAUUAAACGUAGAAUUCAUUGUACUAUAUACGCACAUAUUUAUUAGUAUUUUCUUAAGCAUUUCUAAUGCAUGUACAAUGUCGUUCAACCACUUCUAGUAUAGGAAUCACCACAAAUAGUAAUACAAAAUAAAACUCACGUACUUGCGGUUAAUGAA
Scaptodrosophila lebanonensis is the source of this 1319-nucleotide messenger RNA. RefSeq lists its product as uncharacterized. The record is from RefSeq and is a predicted model, not a curated record. The coding region runs from base 179 to 1153 and encodes 324 amino acids. The transcript is spliced from 3 exons. Lineage: Eukaryota; Metazoa; Arthropoda; Insecta; Diptera; Drosophilidae.